CCGCCCUGUCGCCUGGCAGCUGCCCCGGAAGUUGUCGCCGGGGCCGGUUCAGCUCCGGUGAAGUCUCCGCCGCACACCGUGGGGCCCUUUGGCGGGGCAGGACAGACCCGGCACCUGGGGAGGGCAGCAGGACGGCCGGGUGUGGAUGAGGCUCCUAGCGGGGGAGCCGCAGCAGCAGGUGAGGGAGAGGGUGGUACCCCCCGGGCGGGCAGCAGCACGGCCUCUGGAUACCGGGUCAGGUAACCCCCAUCCCUGGACCAUAACACAUCAUCCUCCAAUAUGGCCGGCCAGCCUGACUGCCAAUUACACACAGCCAUCCCAAUACCAAACAUGUCUGUCCAUGUACUGCCAUUACAUUACACAUCUAUUGUACAGCAGAUAAGUUUCCACUCAUUCUGUAAGGCUCACAGUGGGCUAUUGACUUACAAACUGUAAUAAUUGUCAUUAUGUGGUGCAUGUUCAAGUAUAUUUGGUGGGUUUCAACAUAAAUAUUUAAGUUGCUUUAACUAAAUUUUUAAAUAUAAUUGAUAAUACUGCAUUAUAACAGUCUUCGUGCAUCAGCGCAUUCUAGCUGCCCCGGUGCAUCAGCGCAUUCUAGCUGCCCGGUGCAUCAGCGCAUUCUAGCUGCCCCGGUGCAUCAGCGCAUUCUAGCUGCCCCGGUGCAUCAGCGCAUUCUAGCUGCCCCGGUGCAUCAGCGCAUUCUAGCUGCCCCGGUCCAUCAGCGCAUUCUAGCUGCCCCGGUGCAUCAGCGCAUUCUAGCUGCCCCGGUGCAUCAGCGCAUUCUAGCUGCCCCGGUGCAUCAGCGCAUUCUAGCUGCCCCGGUGCAUCAGCGCAUUCUAGCUGCCCCGGUGCAUCAGCGCAUUCUAGCUGCCCCGGUGCAUCAGCACAUUCUAGCUGCCCCGGUGCAUUAUAGCAGUCCUAGUGCAUCAGCGCAUUAUAGCAGUCCUAGUGCAUCAGCGCAUUAUAGCUGCUCCGGCGCACCAGCGCAUUAUAGCUGCACCCGCGCAUUAUAGCUGCACCAGCGCAUUGUGGCUACCCCCGGCGCGCCAGCGCAUUGUGGCUACCCCCGGCGCGCCAGCGCAUUGUGGCUACCCCCGGCGCGCCAGCGCAUUGUGGCUGCUCGGCGCAUUAUAGCUGCCCGACGCAUCAGCGCAUUACAGCUGCCCGGCGCAUCAGCGGCCCUCGCGCACCGGCGAAUUACAGCUGUCUUUUAGGAGGUGCCGAUUUACAACACUAAUAAUGUGCCUUUUUGGAGUUUAAGAGGGCUGCUGAUGGGAGAUAAAUACCCGGAGCCUAGUCCAAUGUCCUCUGUAGUCCAGUCAGCCUUUUAUGAUUGACAGCAGACCUGCAGGAACAGUUAUAGAGGGUGUAAAACUCAGUUCUCUCCUAGCUCCUCCAGUGCCAUUUUCCAUCUGCCCACUAACAUCCUCUCACACAGGAAGGAGGAGCAGGGACAGCACUGAGCGGUUCACACAAUAUAACAGCUACUGCAAUUCUACUAUAACUCUACUAUCAAUCAUUGAAGUGUGUGUACUUUGCACAUAACCCUUUAAACUCCACAUGUCUGUAUCCUAAACACCCCAUGUUCCCUAACCCUAAAUUAAACUCCUCCCAAAACUUUUACAAACUCUUAACUUGGCCAAAUAUUUAGCAAUUAAAAGCCUUAGAUAUUUCUUUUAAGUCAGUUGUAGAAGGGGGGCAUGGGUUAUAGUGUAUAGCCAAAUAUUAUCUGUCAGGGCUCCAAUUCAAAGUAAGUAAGUUUAUAGUGUGGAUUGAGUUGUAUCUAAAAGUAGACAAUGGACCAUCUAUCCUUUUUAUUCCCCUUCCUUUUUUGGGGGGGGAUGUAAGGUUAUUUUGCAGAAUUGGGAAAGAGAGACCCAAUUACCUCAGGUUACCCAAUUAAAUAAUAGACCAGGGGAUCUCUGACCCACAACCCCCAUUUGAUAUGAGACCUACACCCACUUAACAAAAAGUGUGUACUGCACAAACACCUAUGUGUGUGUAUAUAGGUAGAGUAAUUAAUAUAUAUAUAUAAUAUAUAUAUAUGUGUAUAUGUGAUUAAACAAACAGUGAUUAAAAGAUACAGUUAUUAAAGAAUUACCUUUACAACAACCAGGGCUGUUUUCUGUUUUUAGCCCAAGGCAAACUAAUCAUUUGCCUUGGGAGACACUAUUUAGGGGACGGCAACAAAUUCCGUCCCAAAUGCCCGUUUGGACUUCCCUGGUGUCCUCACCUGUUAUGAGGAUCCAUAAACUGAUGCAUGGGAUAGCCUUCCAGCGGGAGUGGUAGAAGUUAACACAGUGAAGGAGUUUAAGCAUGCGUGGGAUAGGCAUAAGGUUAUUCUAGAUAUAAGAUAAGGCCAGGGACUAAUGAAUGUAUUUAGAAAAUUCUUAUCUGCCAUCACAUUCUAUGUUUCUAUGUUCGUGUAAGUGUGUGUCUGUCAGUAAACAUAUGUGUUGGUUAAAUAGUGUGUGAGAUAAUGACUGUAUAUCAGUGAGUGCCCUAGUGCAUCAGCGCAUUAUAGCCGUCCUUUUUGGAUCCAUUAUUACCAGCUGUCAUAUAUGGUGGAAAAGCACCAACGUUUAAACUUUAAACUCACAAAAAGUUAAUUACAUUGUAAAUUAUUCAGUUUUGCUAUUUUCCAAGCAUGAUUCUUUUAACUAACCUCAAAAUCUGUCUGCAAUCAUUACUUAGUGAUCUUAAAGGACCACACUAGACACCCAGACCACUUCAGCUUAAUGAAGUGGUCUGGGUGCCUGGUCCUUCUAGGGUUAACCCAUUUUUUAAUAAACAUAGCAGUUUCAGAGAAGCUGCUAUGUUUAUGAAUGGGUUAAGCCUUCCCCUAUUUCCUCUAGUGGCUGUCUCAUUGACAGCCACUAGAGGCGCUUGCGUGCUUCUCACUGUGAUUUUCACAGUGAGAGCACGCCAGCGUCCAUAGGAAGGCAUUGUAAAUGCUUUCCUAUGCGACCGGCUGAAUGCGCGCGCAUUCAGCCGCGCGGCGCAUUCAGCCGACGGGGAGGAGAGAGGAGGAAGGAGGAGAGCUCUCCGCCCAGCGCUGGAAAAAGGUAAGUUUUUACCCCUUUCCCCUUCCAGAGCCGGGCGGGAGGGGGUCCCUGAGGGUGGGGGCACCCUCAGGGCACUAUAGUGCCAGGAAAACGAGUAUGUUUUCCUGGCACUAUAGUGGUCCUUUAAUAGAUGCACUCUUUAUUUGGGUAUGUCUCUAGAAAAUGUAAAAUUUGCCAUACAAAGAGAUGUGAUAACCAGGAAUAUAGUAACCACACACACUAUAUGUGGAUAGUGUAAAUAUCAGAAGUGAGUCUUGCAUUGAUAAUGAGUUUAAUGAAAAAUUCUCAUAUAGACACUGUAGAGUUAAAAUAGUAAUCUCACUGAGCUACAUUUAUUGAUAGUUCCUGUGAUGUAAUUAUUUGUAUGGCAAAUUCAGCUGCUGUACAGAUGUGAGAGUUGAAUACACUUACAAAGUCUCAGCAAAAUGCAGUGGUUGAGAAUCUCAACACAUGAGUGGAGUGAAACAAAUAUCUUACCUUGUGUGUGAAUACUUAAGGGUGAAGGUCCCCUACUCUGUAACACUUUGAAAAGCCUUCUGUAUAGGUGAAACGCGUUAGUGUUACUUUUUAUUUGUUUAUUUGCGACUAUAGUGUUCCUUUAAGGGGGAAUCUUGUGCCUCAUUGCUAACUUUAAAAAUAUAUAUUUAUAUCUUUAAUAUUAUUUAAAUAGUACUAAACAACAUCAAAAAGCCACAUUAGGUUGUUUUCUAUCGAACCCAGUCUGUGCAUCUGUACAUUUUAUAAUCUGGAGAGCGCUUUAUGAGAUACCAGCAUUGCAGUAGCAAAAUAUGUACCUCAUAAAAAAAAUGUAAAAAUAUUCUAACACUGCUUCUAUACUAUUUUCUACCAUUCUCAGCAACACACAGCAAUUAGAAUAAGGACAUUGUCUGACUGUUAGCACUUCCUUUGGGAUCUUCUUGUACAGCAUUAGACAAACAUGUGGGGCUUUACUUGUAGGGAUGUAUUAAUACAUAGAUCAGUAAUUUUUACUAUUAAGAUAUACCAAGAACAGUCUGUUUCAUGUAUUUCUCUGCUGUACCAGCUUCAUUCUUGAAGGGUUGAUUAAAGGGACACUAUAGUCACCUGAACAACUUUAGCUUAAUGAAGCAGUUUUGGUGUAUAGAACAUGCCCCUGCAGCCUCACUGCUCAAUCCUCUGCCAUUUAGGAGUUAAAUCCCUUUGUUUAUGAACCCUAGUCACACCUCCCUGCAUGUGACUUGCACAGCCUUCCAUAAACACUUCCUGUAAAGAGAGCCCUAUUUAGGUUUUCUUUAUUGCAAGUUCUGUUUAAUUAAGAUUUUCUUAUCCCCUGCUAUGUUAAUAGCUUGCUAGACCCUGCAAGAGCCUCCUGUAUGUGAUUAAAGUUCAAUUUAGAGAUUGAGAUACAAUUAUUUAAGGUAAAUUACAUCUGUUUGAAAGUGAAACCAGUUUGUUUUUUAUGCAGGCUCUGUCAAUCAUAGCCAGGGGAGGUGUGGCUAGGGCUGCAUAAACAGAAACAAAGUGAUUUAACUCCUAAAUGACAGUGAAUUGAGCAGUGAAAUUGCAGGGGAAUGAUCUAUACACUAAAACUGCUUUAUUUAGCUAAAGUAAUUUAGGUGACUGUAGUGUUCCAUUAAGAUUUGUAAAUGGAUUUGUGGUAUAGAAAAGGGGGGGGGGGGGAAAGGCAAGUAUUUGUGUUUUUUAAUUUAACUCAAAUAGAUUGUCAACCUAGACAUUUUUCAUCAUGUUUUGUUUAGAAAUUCCAGCCAAGUAGCCUAUAGAUCUUUAAAGCAGCAAUGCCAAUGUCUUUAGGUUUUUCAAAUUUUCGCUGCUGCAAUGUUUCUUUAGCUCCUUGUGGUUAUACCUGUUAGGAGCCACGCCAGUGAUGUAAUCUUGGAAGGUCUUCUUCACAUGUGCAGUAAGGCACCUGGAGCUCUUUGCAUGGGAUAGUGCAUGCUCCAUUCAGGCCUCGCUCGUAGUGGCAAUGGCUGGAUGUCGCGGAAUGAGCCCUGGCCUUCGAUUGCCACAUUUUGCUAAAAAAGUGUUUUCUACGUGACCUAGAUAUUUAGUUUCCUAUAUUUCUUUUGAUUGGAUUGGAAUUUCAAAGUAAGAGUUAUUCAUAAAAAAUCUAGCUUUAUGAAUGACUCAAAAGUGACCAUGGAAGAUGUACAGCAGAGAUGCCCAAAAGGAAGAUCCUCAGAUGUUGUAGAACUACAACUCCUUAAUAAUGCUUUUUGAGUGACAAAGCAUCAUGGGAGUUGGAGUUUUAAAACAUCUGGAUAUCUUCCUUCUGAACACCCCUGAUUUACAGAGUUAUUCACAAAAGUGAGAAUUCAAAGUGAAUUUUAAAUUUAAAGACAGAGUAGGCGACCUGAAAGCAUAGCUGACUUAGAGAAUUUUUCAGUGUUGGUGCCUGUGCAAGGAUUGCCAAUGUAAUAUUAAGUAGAAUUAAAAAGGGAGGGAGAGAAUGAUGUGUGUAGGAAGAGAGUUGGAGAGAAGAUGGGGGAAAAAAAAGGGGAAGGGGGGCAUUUGCCCGAACCAAGCCCGGAUCCUGGUCAUCUGUGUACCUGGUUACAUUAUAAGGAGUUUUGUACCACUAUAUGAGAAGUUUAAAACUUGAUUCCUGAAAUUCCUGGUGUAAAUAUGUCAGACCAUUCUUCCUGUGUAAAUGAAUGUUUCAGAUCACAUUCCCAAUAUUUAGUGCAGUACAAAAGAGAUGUGUCUUGUGAAGGGGAGUUCAGAUCCGCGUGAAGGUGUGGAUUUGUUCGAAAGCAUAGUGAUUCAAAGUAAGUUGAAGGGCAAAUGGAUGCCGGCAGUCCUGAUGAAACAAACCAGUAGUUGAGGGGGUUGGUGGAUAUUCAGUUCAGCCAGUGUGCUAAAAAAAAGGCUAUUCCAAGGCAAAUGUGUUAUGGGAGGCCCAGUGAAAAAUAUGAAUUGUUUGCCUGUGGCUGGAGGGAUCUGGAAGUUCCAGGUGAUGGCCAAGAUAGGUAGUCGAUUGGAUUUUAAUUUGAAGAACUGUGUGCUUGCAUUGAUUUUAUUUCUUCACGUAAAGGAAUGUCAUUCCUACAACAUCAUUAACCCCUUAAGGGCACGUGACAUGUCAUGAUUCCCUUUUAUUCCAGAAGUUUGGUCCUUAAGGGGUUAAAGGGACAUUUCACACACCUAAAGUACUUUAACAACAACAAGAUUACAGCAGCCCCUCUGGACCCCAUGGAAAGCAUCCAAUUAAGCUCUCCCAAUGCAUCUCUUCGGGGACUAUUCUGUGCCUCUGUGCGGAGUGUGGAAACACUGAAUGUAGGUGCUGCCCACUGUGACUAGGAAGCACCUCUAUUGGCUGUCUCAGUGACUGUCACAAGAAGUGUUACUGGGAAGUAAUGAAAAUGAGUGUUUACAUUGAAAAGCUUGCAGAGAGAGACUAUAGACACCAGAAGCUGUAGCGAUUCUAUUGAUUAUAGUGUCCUUUUGAGAAGUCAAUUUUUGUUGUUGAAAAUAAAGCUUUGUAAGUUUAAAAAACAAAACAAAAAAAACAACCAAACCGAACUCCUAACUUAUAUAGCUGGCUCAUAGAUUCAAAUAUAUAUCUAUAUCUUAUCUGUAAAUCCUGUAACCAUUAUCCUAACCCUUAGUCACCCAUAGCCCUGUUGGCAGAAUGUUUUGCUAGCUGAAAUUUGCAUAUUGUUUAUUUUUCACACAUUCCAGUUUAGUGAAUAAAUAAUGGACGGACCUUGCAUCCUAUGAGCUGUGAAUUUAAAAUCACAUUUUAAAUAGCUAAAGUUUCAUGUUGUGAAAGAAACUGAAUAUGAAUAAUCCAGCAGAAUGAUGGGCUUGUUCCUCCAAAGAAGAGUCGCACUCCUUUCUGAGUAGAUAGCCUCUGUCACAUUCUCCUUCUGAACUCUCUAGAUAUGAAUCCUGUCUGUGUUCUGACCUUGCAUGCUUUGAGAAUUGUAUAGCUCCACUGACUCCCUCCGCCACUGCCUGCCUUAUGAAGGCAAUAAUGUCUGUGUGGUUAGACACCAAAGGUUGACUCAUGCAGCCAAACUGAUGCAAGUUAUUCACAACUUCUUGCCUUCAGCCUCCAACUCAUCACAAACGUCACCACGGGUAGGUCUAGGUCUCCUGUCUGCGGAAGUACUUCUCUCUUGGCCAAUGAUGUAUGCAUCAUGAAAGGGAAAUUUCCACUUUAGAUAUAUCAGAGAAGACAGCCCACACUGCUUGAAUCCCAGGAGGUACAAGUAAUCCUCUUACCAUUUUAAAAUUGUUUGACUCAUUACUAUGGUAUGGCGUCAGGGAACACCUGUCACCAUAGCCACUACAUGGCUAUGGAGAUAUUAAACAAUUAGUUUCAUUGGAGAUAUUCAAUCAUUGGAGAUAUUAAACAAUUAGUUGUGAAAUAUAUUUAUACAUAUACUUUCUUAGUGUAUGGAGUAAUAAUAAUGUAUUAACAUCUUAUAUUAGUCAGUAUUAAGCACCUCUCAAAGUAAAAUCAUUAUCACUAUGGUAACCAUUAUUUAAGUAUCACAAGAUGAACAAAUAUAUGGAAAAUGUUUCAUGCAGUCCUUCCUGUCAUGUAAUCAAAAUUGGAUACAGUUUUGUUGAAAAUCUGCACAUUUUUUCCAGUACGGUUUAUAAUGUAACCUUUUUGCACUUUGAUAUCAUGGAUAUUCUUCUGUGUUCUAGGCAAGAGUUUAUUUUUUUAUUAAUCAAGUAGUUUUAUUAAUUUGGUUGCAAUCACUCAGAAUCACUCUAGUCAUAACGUCGCAUCAAUUGACAAAAAGCCAGCAGGUUGCACUCCACAGUUUCAUACUUCAAGAGUGCUUACUCAUAAGCAAGUGUCUCUCUUCUCAUGAAGAUCCAAACAUAUUAAAGGGUUACUUCAAGCACCAUGACAACGUCAGUGUUUUGCAUUGGCCGUGGUACUUGGAGUCUGCACGUUUAUCCCCUCUGCAUCUCCAGCAUCAUUAUUGGGUCGUCAUUAGGCAGACCAGUACUGGCUGCCUCAGGUUAAGGUGCUAACUAUAAUGAAAAGCUGAAGAGGGCAGCAGUAAGUCUCACAGAGAUUCAUAUGGGAAAUAGAAGUCUUCAUAUACAGAAUGCUGUUUCUUUUAAAGACUAAAACAAAUAGAAAAAGCAUAGAUUAUAUCAGGGCAGAGAAAAGUAAUUAAUGCCCAAAACACACCCUUUUUAGAGCCAAUGAAACCUCUACCAAAAACAGAAUAGACUCUAUAACCCCCAUCUGAGGAUGUAGUCACUUUGGAGAAAUCCCUAGGGUGAAACCCGUUAAGUGUAGACCAUUGGAUUUUAUCUACAGUUUUGUAAGUUCACUUUUAAGUUUCUGAUUUUUAUAAUAAAGGUAGCUUUCUUUUAUUAUCCUCUUUGAAUUUCUUUGAAAUUUUAUUUUAAAUUCUUUAUUUAUACAGUUGGGGUUUUUUCUUUUUGUUUACAAAGCAAUGACCUAUCACACGUUUGUUAAAAAAGAAAAUUGGAAGCAUUAGGAACUGUAUGACAGUUGUUCCAAUCACUUUGCCAAGAAUAUAAAAAGAAACGUAUAACAUAAACUUAAGUAAACAGUAACAAUGCAAGUUGACAAAUUUUGCAUGGUAUAAUCUUGCAUAUAGUUUAUAAGCAACAACCACAGUUCUGAUUUUAGCUUGACGAAAAGCAAAUGAGGAUUCCGUGAUUCUCUCCAUGUGAUUCUUACAGUGGUCUGUAACCUAUAUAUUCCCAAAUGAGCGGGUAAAUAGGGCAAGCUUUCGUUUAUGGCUUCCAUCUGACAGAAGAGUAAUUGGAGUAUACAUGUAACCACACUCAGUCCAUAGAGCAGUACACUGCCUCUUUGGAUUUGUUUUAUUGGCUUGGCUGUUUUAUCCUGCUUCACUGUUAUCCGUAGUGGUGGUCAAACUGCUAAAUUCCAUGCUAUGGAAUCUGUAAGUGGGAUACUUCUGUUCAUAUGUAACAUGUUGAAAUUACAUACUGUACCAUUGGAAUUUUCUCUUUUUUCCCCCCCAUUCUUUUCUUUAUAUGUCUUACAUUCACAUUUUGGCUGAGCUUCAACAUAUUGGAGGUCUAUUGCCUUUGGCUAGGCUACAUACGUCAUACGUCCCUCCCCUUAGUUCAUUGUUUUUUUGUUUUUGUUUUUUAGUAAUUUGCUGAGAUCGUAGUAAUCAAGGCUACAUUUCAUCUCCAAUUGCAAUAUUUGCUUUAUUUACCUCAAAUUUUAAAAGGUUAGUUUACUUUAUUUAUAGAGAGGUCUUUUAGACUUACGAUCUACAUAUGAUUCUAUUAUAGGGAAUUAUUUGCUAAUCAUCUAUUUUACAGUUAUCUCCUACCUCUUUAUUUCCUCUCUUCUUUCUUAUACAGUGUUCUUUAAAGGCACAUUAUAGUCAUCAGAACUACUGCAGCUUAAAGGGACACUAUAGAACUCAUUGAAGUGGUCUGGCUGCACUGUCCCAGGUCUUGUAACCCUGCAAAAAUAAUUAUUGCAGUUUUUAAGACUCUGGGUUCAGGGUUAACUCCACUUCUAGUGGCUGUCUAUCAGACUACACAUGAUGACUCCAAUGUCACCAGAAUCCUCAUAGGAAAGCAUUGAUGGGAGGGGGUAGCUCUAGUGUCAGGAAAACACUAUAGUUUCUCUUUAAUGUAGUAGUAAUCGUAUCUAUAGCAAGUUCCUUUGGGCAUUUUCAUGUAAAUACUGCCUUUUCUUAGAAAAGGCAGGGGUGGCUAGAAAAUCUUUACUUCAACCAACCCCAUCUUCUCUCUAUUUGGGGUGGAGGGUUCUUAGUUUGGUCUUAGUUUGAUAUUUUUUUAUAUAUAUAUUUUUUUUUCUGUCAGCCCUCUAUUACUUGUUUUUGUGCAUUUUUAGACAUUUAUGUAUUGUGAUCUCUUUCCAUAAGUUAUUGUGGGCCUCCAAGCCACAUUUAUGGUUCUUUAUUGUGUUUUGUCAUUUCAUUUACUGUACCUUUAAAACAACAAAAUGUAAUUUAUCGUAAACUAUUCAUAUAUCAUGCUAUAUUUGAUUCCACUGGAAAAAAAAUGUGGGGGGGGAAUAUCCACCAUUGUUAGUUUUGUAUUUUAAUCUGUCACUGCACAGGAAAUUGAGCUGUUCCACUUGCUUAGUGUAUGUUCAAAAGCAAGCCUGACAAAUUUAGGCUAACAAAUAUAUAGCCUUCAAACCAAUCUACACAAAGUGUGACUUGCUCCACCUGACAAUCAAUUCUGACGCCAUAGCUCAGGGAUAGGCAACCUUCGGCACUCCAGAUGUUGUGGACUACAUCCCCCUAAAUGCUCUUACACCCAUAAUGCUGGCAAAGCAUCAUGGGAGGUGUAGUCCAAAACAUCUGCAGUGCCGAAGGUUGCCUAUGCCUGCCAUAGCUCAUUUGUAGAAAAUGGAUUGGCAGAGCAGGAGAACCUUGCUACCUGCAGUUUUUCUACAAAGCUUCACAGCAACUACAUAACGUUGCCUGAGUAAUAAGAAACGGGGUACAUGCAUCAUUCUUGUGAAACGAGAUUGGGCUUGCUAAACAGUCAAUCAAGUAUGAGGCAGGAGGGAAUGUGAAUAAGACAUCUGGUGUUAAAUCUACUGUCAAUAUCAUGGCACUGGAGAAGGGGUAAGUAUUGUAUUAAAACACCUAAAGCAGUGAAAUGUAUAGUUUAUAAUGAACUAUAUUGUGUUGCUUUUGGAUGCAUUUCCUUAAAGAUUAACAUGAUAUAUUCACUUUAAAACACUUGGCAAAUAUUUCAUUUUGCAGAUAUGUCUUUUGAUCAAGCAGAACUUUCUAUAUAAAAUAUAAUUUCUACGGAUGUAUUUAAAGGGAUACACAAAGCAUCAGAACACCUUUUGAUUAAUAAUGCAGUGUAUAGCUUAUGCCCUUGCAUACUCACUACUCUGCCAUUUAGAAGUAGAAUCACUUUGCUUAUCAAGAAGGAGGCUACUUGUAGUCUCUAGCAGAUAUUGGCAGAGCAGGAGAUAAUACAUUAAUAAUACAGUAAUAUUAUCAUUAUAUAAUACAAUUAUACAGCUGCUUAUUGAAUCAGUGUUUUUUUUUUCCAAUUCUCUGAACUUCAGUGCAAUAAGAGGCACCAGAGUUAUAAACAUAUUGGCACAAAUGUUGCUCCAUUUUAGAAACUUUGUGACUUGCAUGGAACUCAUUGCCUUGUUUGCAUGAAGCAUAGUGAGAUUUAAAGGGAGACUUCUCUGAAAGAAUGGGAAAAAAUAUGAAAUCACUGUUAAGUGAAUAUAUAUCCCCAAUGAGUACAUGCAUAUAUUUUCAAAACUUACCAAAGCUGCAGUUCUUAGCAAGCCCACUGUUUGACAGCCAGGGUUUUUUCUAUAGCUUAUUUAUAAAAGGACCGAUUUCUUGCUGAAAUUGGCACUUUUACAAACUGUGGUUAAAAUAGCACAUUGAAGGGCUUUUGGGGUGUGAAGUGGUAAUUUAAAUAUCUGCUUUCAGAAUAAUUUAACUUCCUAAAGAGAAUUAAAAACUGUAUUAAUGAGAAAUGUGUUUAAUUGUUGCAUAUAUUGGAAACAUGAGAACAAUCUCUCAUAAAGCACAGGAACACAUCAUGGCCUUUUCUCUGCAGUUGUCUUUAGGAUUAUCAGUGCAGACAGAAAUUAUUUAUGUUCAUGAUAGACUACCUUUCCUAACAAAAAGUGAUGGGUUUCUAGAAAUGAUUUACUCUUAUUUGAUAUUUUAAAAUUGGUGUUCUCCAGAAACCAUGGCAGUGCCUUAAUGAAGUGAUGAUAAAUGACAUAAGGAGUAUGGCAUAUAAUUAUGGAAGGAGUGUAUCAACUUUGUGUUUGACUUGUGGCUGCUGGGCAGGAGAGGGUUAAGACCUGUUUGAAUAAUGAUCACAUGUAAUGCUUGAGGCAGUGUUUCAACAGGGAACUGUUCAGAUUGUCCUAGCUAGGUAAUAAUUUCUAAGAACAAGGGAUUAUUAUUUUCAUGGAAGAUGUCUUCCAAAAUUAUAUUAAAAAAGAACAUUUUAUUUUAUGCAUCCACGUAUGUAUAUUCCCCAUAUUUCUUAUUAAAUGUUUUAACCUGGUCAUUUACAUAUAUCAGAGUUCCAACUUGCUCAAUCAAAGUAGCAUUGGCAAGUAGAAUAUUUUCAUUCUGAAAACUCUUAUAGAUAUAAUUUAAUCUGUACCACUAAUGGACGCCUUUUCAUUUUUUUUUUUUUUUUUUAUUGAAUGCAUAAAUUUAUACCUGUUCCAAAUUACCAACCUUAUGCUGUCACAUCUAACUUGUAGAUUGUACAUGGCUUGUUUAUUAUGACAAAGGUUAUUUUUUUCAUUUAAAAAGUGCCAGCUCAUUGUGGAGUUUUUGUAUGAUAGAUAGGUAUAACAUAGAAGUAAAAAACUGUAAAUUUCUUAACCAAGCUUGAACAUUUUUAAAGCGAUCUCUGAAUUAUUAAGAUAACUUGCCUUUUUUUCCCCACCCCACAACUGCCAAUCUGCCCCAGUUCAUUAAGGGUACCUUUAGCAAAUGUAUUAUCAUUGACAUUAAUGAAGGGGGAGUUGUGACAGGAUGAAGUAGUAAGUUGAAGGGGGACUAGUGGAAUGAGAUUGAGUAGAUCGACUUCUUCAAAAGAGAAAUCCGAGGAGGGGUAGCCGGAAUAUUGUAGUGAAAACAGAAUUCCAAUGCCAUUCAUCUUUUCUAUAUGCAGAUAUGAAACUGUGGCUAAGCAUAUCAAGGUAGUAGAAGCAUGGUCAGAGGUUUACAUAAAUGACUUGGGAAACUAGAAAUUAAAGGACAAUGAUUAGAUGAUUUUUUUUGUUUAGGCUGAGGUUUCAGUGUAAGUGUAUGAGUUGAAGAUAAUGAAUUUGUUAAAGACCAUUAAGUAAUAUUAACUAUUAAUAAUAAUAUCUCCAGCUACAAAAUAGCAAAAGAGUUAAUGAGAAGUAGGGGGAAUAGAACUUAUACGACAAGAUAUUGACUGUUUAAGGAAGGCAGAGAAAGUAAAAUUAAAUUGCAUAAGUUCUUUGACUGAGGGGAGCAAAGUAGAUUCUGCAUAUUAAAUUGGGUAAAUGAAAGCAGAAAUAUGAUUUAGUAAUAAAAUAGAAAAGUAAGAUUAAAGGGACACUCGUCACCAAAAUACAUUUUUGUGCAUAAAUCAUGCCUCUGAAGUCUCACUGCUCAAUUCACUGCCAUUUAGGAGUUAAAUUACUAUUGUUUCUGUUUACUCAGCCCUAGCCACACCUCCCCUGGCCUUGACUGACAGCCUGCAUGAUAACAAAAUGGCUUCAUUUUCAAUCAGAUGUAACUUACUAAAAAAUGUUUAAUCUCCUGCUCUGUAAAUUGAACUUUAAAGGGACACUAUAGUCACCUGAACAACUUUAGCUUAAUAAACUAGUUUUGGUGUAUAGAACAUGCCCCUGCAGCCUCACUGCUCAAUCCUCUGCCAUUUAGGAGUUAAAUCCCUUUGUUUAUGAACCCUAGUCACACCUCCCUGCAUGUGACUUGCACAGCCUUCCAUAAACACUUCCUGUAAAGAGAGCCCUAUUUAGGCUUUCUUUAUUGCAAGUUCUGUUUAAUUAAGAUUUUCUUAUCCCCUGCUAUGUUAAUAGCUUGCUAGACCCUGCAAGAGCCUCCUGUAUGUGAUUAAAGUUCAAUUUAGAGAUUGAGAUACAAUUAUUUAAGGUAAAUUACAUCUGUUUGAAAGUGAAACCAGUUUUUUUUUCAUGCAGGCUCUGUCAAUCAUAGCCAGGGGAGGUGUGGCUAGGGCUGCAUAAACAGAAACAAAGUGAUUUAACUCCUAAAUAACAGUGAAUUGAGCAGUGAAAUCGCAGGGGAAUGAUCUAUACACUAAAACUGCUUUAUUUAGCUAAAGUAAUUUAGGUGACUAUAGUGUUCCUUUAAUUAUGCAAGUGGUAUGUGUUUGCUUUGUAUGUCACUGCAUAUUUAGUAAUAAUUUCUGUUUUAUUUUGCUGAUCAUUAUUUGGAGUGCUGCUGUGAUUAUAUGUAUUUAACUACUAUAUGCCUCCCAGUUUACCCUCCUGCUCACUGGCUGCUCACUUUGGGCAGGGUUGUUCCUUUAAUUACAUACAAGAGGCUCCUGCACGCUAUUAACAGAGCAGGAGAUACAUUGUAAAUUAAACAGAAUUAGCUAUAAAUGAAGAAAUUUAAAUUAGCUGACUCUCUACAGGAAGUCUUUAGGAAGGCUGUACAAGUCACAUGCAGUGAGGUGUGACUAGGACUGCAUAAACAAAGUGAUUUACUCCUAAAUGGCAGAUAAUUGCACAGUAAGACUGCAGUGGCAUAAUCUAUAAAUUUUCUAGGAAGUGAAGUGAAAUGUAAAUUUCAUUUUUAAAUUUUUUUUUUUUUUUUUUAAAUACAGAUUUCCAGAAUAAUAGCUGGGGUUAUGGAGCUUUAAUACCCCUUUAGCAAAAAUAAUUUAUAAAUGUGUUAACAUUUACUAAAGACUGACCUUGUAUGUUGUACUAAACCAAGUCUCUCUUACGAUAGGAUUGGUGACUGUAAUUGUGUGUAAGCUAGUAAAAUUAAAACUAGCACUGUGUUUAUUUUAUGUUGUAGAGAAGCAAGUUGAAGAUGGAAAUUGAGGACUACAAUGGCCGCUCUUAUAUCUCUGGUAUGUGUAGCCUCGUUUUAAUUUUGUUUACACUUAAACUGACCCGUUCAUGGUUCUAAGCACUGGAUAGCUUAUUUUUUUUUUAUUUUUUUUUCCUGAAAUGGAACUGCAACAGUCUUAUAUGGGAAAUGUACUUUAAUUAUGAAAAAAAUAAUUUCUAUUAUUAUUGAAGACCUACAUAUUGGUUAUAGGACAGAAAGUCAGGCAGGUUAAAAAUAUAAUACAUUGUUCUCUGUGCAGUGAAAUACACACACCGCUACCAUUCGCCUUAACAGAAAUGCUGGCUCUGCUCUCUCAUACAUGAUCUUUUUUUUUCGUCGUUGCACUGUGGCUCCAUGCUUCCCUUGAUGCACAUAUGGCUCUAAACCUCAGAUUGUAUAUCUUAAAACCGCUUGCAAAAGCUGCAAACCUUUUUCUUGGUUUUUGCAAGCCCUUCCCUUGUAACUCAGCCCAGAUUUUCUGUAGCUGUCAAGUUACAGACUUCCCAAUGCAGUUCAAUGAGAAGUUUUUGCAAGGCAGGUGAUCCUUUUUUCUUUUUUUGCUUUAAUGCAUGAAGUUGGCUCACUCCAAGUUAAAAGGGUAAGACGUGGGUCCCGUGCUCACUGUGCCUAGAGGGAUAUCCGCUAAACCUCACUGACGAGGGCCAAAGAAGGCUGAGGGUUGCUGUAUCUCUUGUGCAGAGGGAACUUGCUGGCAUUUCGGGUCUGGACUGCCCGUAUGAGUGGGGACCAGUCUGAUAUGCUUCAGAUAUGUUCUCUCUGUAAUGGCACAAAUGAGCAACUAUUGAGACCUGUGCAGGGAUGUACCAAAGGGCAAGCUAGAGAGUCUCUCUAAGCUUUUGUCCGUUCUCAGAGUUCUCCUUUUUUUUUUUUUUUGAUCUGAGCAAUUGCUUGCUUCUUGAGGUUAACUUCACUGAACUAAACAAUCAGAAAGCAACAGUACCGAUUGUCUGACAGCCAGAGGUGUGUAACAAGUUUAAUUUAUAAAAGUGCCACUUUCUGUUAAAAAUUGCACUUUCUGUAAAAUAUAAAAAAAAAAAAAGAUACUCUUCACGCAUUAAAGGAUCACUAUAGUGUCAGGAAAACAAAGUGGUGUUCCUGACACUACAGGGAGUGCAGAAUUAUUAGGCAAGUUGUAUUUUUUAGGAUUAAUUUUAUUAUUGAACAACAACCAUGUUCUCAAUGAACCCAAAAAACUCAUUAAUAUCAAAGCUGAAUAUUUUUGGAAGUAGUUUUUAGUUUGUUUUUAGUUUUAGCUAUGUUAGGGGGAUAUCUGUGUGUGCAGGUGACUAUUACUGUGCAUAAUUAUUAGGCAACUUAACAAAAAACAAAUAUAUACCCAUUUCAAUUAUUUAUUAUUACCAGUGAAACCAAUAUAACAUCUCAACAUUCACAAAUAUACAUUUCUGACAUUCAAAAACAAAACAAAAACAAAUCAGUGACCAAUAUAGCCACCUUUCUUUGCAAGGACACUCAAAAGCCUGCCAUCCAUGGAUUCUGUCAGUGUUUUGAUCUGUUCACCAUCAACAUUGCGUGCAGCAGCAACCACAGCCUCCCAGACACUGUUCAGAGAGGUGUACUGUUUUCCCUCCUUGUAAAUCUCACAUUUGAUGAUGGACCACAGGUUCUCAAUGGGGUUCAGAUCAGGUGAACAAGGAGGCCAUGUCAUUAGAUUUUCUUCUUUUAUACCCUUUCUUGCCAGCCACGCUGUGGAGUACUUGGACGCGUGUGAUGGAGCAUUGUCCUGCAUGAAAAUCAUGUUUUUCUUGAAGGAUGCAGACUUCUUCCUGUACCACUGCUUGAAGAAGGUGUCUUCCAGGAACUGGCAGUAGGACUGGGAGUUGAGCUUGACUCCAUCCUCAACCCGAAAAGGCCCCACAAGCUCAUCUUUGAUGAUACCAGCCCAAACCAGUACUCCACCUCCACCUUGCUGGCGUCUGAGUCGGACUGGAGCUCUCUGCCCUUUACCAAUCCAGCCACGGGCCCAUCCAUCUGGCCCAUCAAGACUCACUCUCAUUUCAUCAGUCCAUAAAACCUUAGAAAAAUCAGUCUUGAGAUAUUUCUUGGCCCAGUCUUGACGUUUCAGCUUGUGUGUCUUGUUCAGUGGUGGUCGUCUUUCAGCCUUUCUUACCUUGGCCAUGUCUCUGAGUAUUGCACACCUUGUGCUUUUGGGCACUCCAGUGAUGUUGCAGCUCUGAAAUAUGGCCAAACUGGUGGCAAGUGGCAUCGUGGCAGCUGCACGCUUGACUUUUCUCAGUUCAUGGGCAGUUAUUUUGCGCCUUGGUUUUUCCACACGCUUCUUGCGACCCUGUUGACUAUUUUGAAUGAAACGCUUGAUUGUUCGAUGAUCACGCUUCAGAAGCUUUGCAAUUUUAAGAGUGCUGCAUCCCUCUGCAAGAUAUCUCACUAUUUUUGACUUUUCUGAGCCUGUCAAGUCCUUCUUUUGACCCAUUUUGCCAAAGGAAAGGAAGUUGCCUAAUAAUUAUGCACACCUGAUAUAGGGUGUUGAUGUCAUUAGACCACACCCCUUCUCAUUACAGAGAUGCACAUCACCUAAUAUGCUUAAUUGGUAGUAGGCUUUCGAGCCUAUACAGCUUGGAGUAAGACAACAUGCAUAAAGAGGAUGAUGUGGUCAAAAUACUCAUUUGCCUAAUAAUUCUGCACUCCCUGUAUAGUGCCCCUCAGGGUCCCCCUCCCGAGGCGAUGAAGGCGUUAAAACCCCUUCAGCCACUUACCUUAUUCCAGCACCGGGCUCCCUCUACGCUGGUGACCUCUCCUCCCCCCUGUCGACGUCACAGGAGCUGCAUGCGCGACAAGUGCCGCGCGCGCAUUCAAAGUGUCCAUAGGAAACAAAAAAUUUGCAUCCAGCGUCGCAGAUGCGCUUCUAGUGGCUGUCAGGAAGACAGCCACUAGAGGCUGGAUUAACCCCAAAUGUAAACAUAGCAGUUUUUCUUAAACUGCUAUGUUUACAAAUGAAGGGUUAAAACCUGAGGGACCUGGCACCCAGACCACUUCAUUGACUUGAAGUGGUCUGGGUGACUAUAGUGUCCCUUUAAGCACUUAAGCUUGAAGUGCUUUAGUUGUCUGGAGAGUCCCUUUAAAUGUCCAGGAUGCCAACCUUUGCCGACACAGUAUGCAAUCUAGGGUAGCCAUUGUAUCCCAGGAAAUGAACCCUUUGCUUUGCAUGUCAGCAAUUGUAUCCUGCUGUUGCGGUACAUGCUAGGGACUGAUGCCAAAGAACAGAAUAGUCACAGUUUAGUCUAGUACUUGUGAUAUUCAGCACUGCAUGAACAUGGGAGAAUCGGUGCAGGGGCAAAAUAUAUUUGAAUUUGAAGGAAUCAAGGACAAAUGAAUGAAGCUUGAAUAUUGAAUCAGUGAGAGAAUCCAUUGUUUUGCACUUCAUUAGACAUGUGGACAAUCUGUACGCCAUAGAAAAAGGUCCACAUAAAGUCUCUGUUCAGUAUAGAAUCUGGCCAAUCUGCUUUAAUGUGAUGGUGCAUCUGUUUCAUUGUACGUGUGCUAUGUGUGCAUUUAUAGCUUUUUUUCCUUUUUUUCUUUUUUCUUCUUCUGCUUUUCAUAAAUGAUCAUUAAAACUACCUGUGGAAUCUCUAUAUUGUGUUUUUACAUGCCCCUCUAACUUUCUGCUCUGUAAGACUGUAUCUCCAGUGCAUUGGAGUUUAUUUCAUAUUUCUGGUAUCCUGCCACUUGAUACACCACUCCCUGCCUGUCUAAACAAAAUGUUUUCCUUGGCAUUGUAGCUGGUGACUCUUCCUUGGAAAAGGAUUUCUCAGAAGCUUUGAUCAGACCCACUGUGAGUACACCAAAUAGUCGCCAUUCAUCCCCGACCCGAUCGCUGAGUGGUAAGUAUAUUGUCCUUCUAAAAACUUUUAGUAUUGUUUAAAAAAAUAAACAAAAAAAACUACUGAACAUACAUUGGACUUCUCUGAUUAUCAAGGCUGUGAUUUUGAAUUUGUCAUUGGUGUUUUAUGCCCUAAAGAAAUUGAGCAUGGUAUUGUUGAUCUCUUUGUCUGGAUACGCACAAGUCUGUAUAUGCUAUAUAAAAAUUGCAGCAUGUUGCAUUUUUAAAGAACUUUUACUUGGAUUUUAUUGCCUGCUUAUGAUUAAUCCCUUCUUAAAACAUGGAACCCGUUAACCUUGUUUUUGGAUGCUGCACUGCUGACUUAAAUUCAUGAAUGCAAUGUUAUUGAAUAUAGAUGUUGUUAUGACCACAAAAAAUAAAACCAAGUAUUUACUUAUACAAAAUGCAGUAACUAUGUUGUUGUUUACUAACAAACUGUUUAAUGUAGAAUUCUAAUGAAGCUAAUUGGGUCUAUUUAAAAAAAAAAAAAAAAAAAAGACAAUACAUAUACAUACUGUUUAGCCAUAACAUUAAAACCACCUGCCUAAUAUUGUGUAGGUCCCACUCAUGCUGCCAAAGGCAUGGACCCCCCAAGACCUCUGGAUGUGUCCUGUGGUAUCUGGCACUAGCAAGACAUUAUCAGCAGAUCCUUUAAGUCCUGCAAAUUGCGAGUUUGGAUCUCCAUGGGUUAGAUUUCUUUUUUGUUCCAGCACAUCCCACAGAUACUCAAUCCGUUUGAGAUCUGGGGAAUUUGGAGGCCAAGGCAUUGCGAAAGGGUGCAUUAUCUGAUGAAAUAGGCCACUGUCAUCCGGGAACACCAUUGCCAUAAAGAGUUGUGCGUGGUCUGUAACAAUCUCUACAUGUCAAAGUAACAUCCAUGAGAGUGCCAGGGCCCAAGGUUUCCCAGCAGAACAUUGCCCACAGCGUGACACUGCGUCCACUGGGCUGCCUUCUUCCCAUAGCGCAUCUUUCCUUCAUCUCUUCUCCAGGUAAAUGAUGCACAUACACCCACCAUCCACCUGAUCUAAAAGAAAUUGAUUCAGACAACCUUCUUCCAUUGUUCCAUGGUUCAGUUCUGAUGCUCACAUAUGAAAGUGCUUUUGGAGGUGGACAUGGGUGAUCAUGUGUUUGCGGAUAUACAGCAAACUUCGAUGCACCGUGUGUUCUGACACCUUUCUAUCAUGGCCAGCAUUAAGAUUUUGGAAUUUGAGCAAUAGUAGUUCUUAUGUGUGAUUGGACCAGAUGGGUUAUAGCCUUAGCUCCCCAUGUGCCUCAAUGAGCCUUGGGCCGCCUGGACCCUGACACCAGUAUUCCUUCCUUGCAUCACUUUUGGUAGGUACUAACAACUGCCUACUGGGAACAGCCCACAACACUUGCCAUAUUAGAGAUACUCUGUCCCAGUCGCCUCGCCAUCACAAUUUAGCCCUUGCGAAGUCACUCAGAUCACUGUAACCUGCAGAACUUCAGAAACCAAAAAUCCAUAGAUGACCCAUCGUUUUUAUUUCAGUAUCAAUGGUUCAGUUUAAAAUUAUAAGCUGAACUUCCAUCAAGACAAUUACCAAUAAAAACCACACACACACACACACACACACACACACACACACACAAAUAGGUUAUGUACUUACCCUCCACGAAUGCUUGAACGCACCUUUUAGGCUCACUCUAGGUCCGAGGCCACGAUCACCAUGUGUUUCAAACCUCGCUGGCCACCUACUACCCAAGCCUUGCUGCAGUGUUACCACAACAACUGGGGAGCUAUUUAAAGCAGCAAAUCCCUUUAUUAGAAAUUGAAAGACUCCGUGAUCUUUUCUUCAAUCACCUCUGUAAUUGGCCAACCAGUUGCCUCACUUUAAUACAGGACUGCCUGGGGCUCCCCAGUUACACUGGCACAUACUGUGAACAUAAGGGUUGUUAUGCCUGAUAGAAGUUUGGGUCCCUUGCUCUGAAUUCUGCUGGCAACAUAAGGACUACCUCUGGAGGGCAGACCUAAUGUAGAGCUGUCCAAUGCUGGAUAGAAUAUUACAAAUAAAGUAAAGAGCUUACUUGUAUGCCCUCACAUAUAGCCCCAAUCAACAGUGUCAUUUCAAAUAAAUGGCAUAUGGGCAAAAAAAGUAUAAGGGGAAAAAAAUUAAUAUUUAGGACUGAAAGCCAUAAAUUCAACCUAGUGUUGUGUAAUUAAGAGUGCGCUAUUCACAACACACUGUCCAUUGUAUAUGGGAAAAGGCAAUUGCAGAGGCCCUGCUAUAAGAAGUUACUGUUACCAUGAGUUGACAAUUUAUAACUAUCAAUUUAGUCAUGCUUUAAUAUUACCAUAGCCAGCUAAUGACUAUGUAUGACUUAAAUUGUUACACGUCCUAAUCACCUGGUAGAGUUCUCCACUACUUUUCUAGGCUCCAUGUUACCAAAUCUUAUACGACACGUGUAACUUUACCCUAUAUAAGCGCAAUAUCAACACCUCCGGCUUCGUAAAUAUAAAUCAAAUUAUUCACACCAUGGACAAUGAUCAGUCUCUCCAUCCAUCUAAAAUGAGCCCCAUUUUAAGGGAACUUUUCAUGUGUUCUCACUGAUCCUUGUGCGUGUUCUUUCUCUGAAUGUCUUUACUUCAUAUAUCACUACUAGCCUUGAUCCAGUGAGUUCUUAUUUCCACGUUUGCAUUGAUGCUUUCAGGAGUAUUUAAAAGGAAGUUUUCAGUUUGAAGAGAAAAAAAGACAAACGCGGGAAUGGUAGAAUUUCCACUUGUAUGCAAUGUGAAGCAAUUGUACUCUGCUUGCUCUGGUACUGGAAUUUGCCAGCCAAGUCGCCUUGAUAGUCUUUAAUGUGGAAUAUCAAUGUUUUGUCCAUACACUGACAGGCUUCCUUUGACAGUAAUUUUAAAGCAUGGGACAGAAACAGAGUAUCAUGUAUAGACAGGCAGUGUGACAAAACCAUACCAGAGGGAAAUGUGUCCCAGUAUAGUGCUGUUGCUCCAUUGUGGCUUGACCACUUGAGAGACAAAAGCAAAACAAUUGUAGAUUAUUAGUUAUGAAAUUGUUAUGCAAAAUAGGCCAAUUGGCUUUUAGCUGUCAUAAUCUACAUUUUACAUUGCAAUUGUAAAUAGAGAUUAAAGGGAUACUCUAGUGCCCGGAAUACAAAGCGUUAUUUCUGGCACUACUGAUCCCUCCCCCUCCCCCCCUCCCUCGCGCCCUCCAACUCAGGUAAGUAAAGGGUUAAAACCCCUUGGUUUACUUACCUUAUCCCAGUGCCGAUGUCCCUCGGCGGUGGGUCGUAGCUCUGCGGCGAGCUGGGCCUAAAGCGCACAUUAGACCUCCCCAUAGGAAAGCAUUGAAUCAAUGCUUUCCUAUGGGGAAAAUCUGAUGCUGAAGGCCCUCAUGCAGAGCGUGAUGACGUCCUGCGUCCGAUAAUGGACCAAAAGUCAGUUACAAUUCCGGAAGCGCCACCAGUGGGGACACAGCAUCCAGACCAUUUCAAUGAGCUGAAGUGGUCUGGGUGCCUACAGUGUCCCUUUAAGAAAAGCCAAUGAUGGGUAUAAAUAUGAGGAAAUCUUAAAAAAUUUUUUUAAUGUCAAUUUGAACCUGUAUUUUAAGUGGCGAUAGAGGUAGGGCAUAGCAUUACUAAUAACGGAAAUGGUGGAUGAUAAGAAAUAGUGGCAUAACUUUUUACAGAUACAUAAUUUGGUAGAUAAAAUAUGAUUCUUGAACCUCUUUCAGGUCCCCGAUACUUAGAUAAUUGUGGUCAUAACAUUUGUUUCAUGGGGUUCGAGCAGGUACACAGCAUGUAGUGUUCCAAGUCUAACUUAUUAUGUUAUUUCAUUGCAUUUUAAUGUUACUCCCAUCCGUUUACUCUUUACAGCUAAUUCCAUCAAAGUAGAAAUGUAUAGUGAUGAUGAAUCUGGGCGCCUUCUUGUCCACGACGACCGACUAAGUGAGAAAGAAGAUGGGGGCUUGCCUGAUGACUCGCUGGUCGAGCCACUAGGCUACUGUGAUGGUUCUGGUCAAGACCCACAUUCUCCUGGAGGCAUUCGCCUCCCCAAUGGCAAACUGAAGUGUGAUAUUUGUGGAAUGGUCUGCAUUGGACCGAACGUUCUGAUGGUGCAUAAAAGAAGCCACACGGGUAAGCCAGAGCUGAGUGAAAACUAUAGUGUGAUGGGACAGAGGGCACGUCGAUGGCCAUUAUAGUGAUAUUAAAUCCUUUUACUUCAGUAUCAAUUAGGGUUUGGGAUGGCGUGCUGGUAAUUUUUGCUUUGUUCAUGUAUUGAGAUAGUGCUAUAGUUAGUGCAGCCAACCUAAAGAGAUGUGAUUUUGAGCGCCAGGAUGGUUUGGUUGGUAAUCAGUUGAUGUUCAGUUCUAGAGUAAAUAUGAGGUCAAAAAAGGUGAAUUGACUUAGUGUGAAGAAGUGGUUUUCACAUGACUAUAUGACCAUUUCGUUUUCUGUGGAUCACUAGCUAAUAAUCGACUGCCGUAGAGGCUGAACUCUACUUAGUUGAAACUAGACUUCAGUUCUACAAUCGAAUGAACAAAUAUGUUAUGUAUGGAAACCCUGUCUUUUAAUUUUUAGAUAAGUGUAAUUUCUUUAUCAUUCCUCAUCCAUCCUGCAGCAUCAAUUGGCUCACACUUAAUUGCCCAAGCUUUCUCUAAGUAUAGUAGUUAUUGUGAAAAAUAAAGUUGUCAGUUAGAUACGAUUAGCUGUUUAUGGUCCACUUUGUGAACAGACUGCAAGGUCUUGGAUUAUUGUACAGUGUUAGUGCAGAAGCCUGCCUAGUGUUGAUAGAGAGGAGAUGUAUAACUGUACUGAAACCAGUAGAUCUGGACAGUUUAUAGACUUAUAGUAGCAAAACAAGGAAGGUUAGAGAGCAUAGUAAAUGACAAGGGAUGUAUCAACAUUUGUUAAUUGUUCCUUUCAGUGAAAUUCUCUUCCUUUCUAAUGGUAGCUCCUAAAGCUGAAAAUGGGGGAAUACCUUCUCUCCAGAGCCUUGGAUUUUAGGCUGACUUCUAAUUUGCACAAAAUGCUGUGGGAAGUAAGUGGGAGGGCCAUUGAUCCCCUAUGUCUGUACGUUACUAACCAGCUUGCUGUUGUGUUGCAGCACUCAGCGGGGACUUUAUGUUUGAUGCUGUUUCAGGUGAGCGACCUUUCCACUGUAACCAGUGUGGUGCCUCAUUUACUCAGAAGGGGAACCUAUUAAGGCACAUCAAACUGCACUCGGGUGAGAAGCCUUUCAAGUGCCCAUUCUGUAACUACGCUUGCCGUCGUCGAGAUGCACUAACAGGUCACCUGCGCACCCACGCUGGUGAGUGUGCUACGCUUGACCUGUUUUGUUAAACAACCAAUCUUUCAUUGUGGGCAUUCAGCCAUUCUGGUAUUCUUUGCUUCUCUGAAGUCCCAAAUUGGUGCUAUCUGUAUAAGUCUAAUGUGCUGUAAGUGCAUGCUAUGACCAAAUAAAUAUGUUACUUUAUUUUUCACAUGAUUCUAAAAUAGGUAUUUUUUGUAUCAGAUCUAUAAAAUUAGAAUUUGUUGGAAAUUACCAAUUAUUAUUAAAAACAUUUUUUAAGAAGGAUAAAAAAAGAACUCUGCCCCACUAUCACUGUGACAGUAUAAUGACAGAGAACCCAAGAAUGCUAGAGGUCUCUUAACUGUCCUUUUCACUUUGCGGGGAUGCAUGCUAAAGGGAAUUUAUCAUUAAAUGGCCUUAAUUAUAUAUUUUCAGUAUGUUGGUGCCUAUUUGUAUCCAAUUUACCAUGCAUUUUACUAGAACUUCUACAGUUGGCCAAUAUGACGCAAGUACUACGGGAUGUAAUAUACUUUUACAUGACUCUUUUAAGGCAGCCAUGAUAAAUUCCCUUUGACACAUAUGUUCUAUGUUCCUCCUUUCUAUUUGAUUUAUUGGAGACAUAUCCCUGUUUUAUGGGAAGGCUCUAUUUUUCAUUUUUUCCAGUCUCCUCCCCCACAGUCGGCAAGCCCUACAAGUGCAACUACUGCGGCCGCAGCUACAAACAGCAGAAUACGCUGGAAGAACAUAAGGAGCGAUGCCACAACUACUUGCAGAGCCUCAGUAAUGAAGCCCAGCAUCUCCCUGCACAUCAAGGUGAAUGACCUUCUGGAAGGGUACAAACAGGAAAUGUAUGUAUAUAGGGUUCAGCAGCAUGCACCUUUAUUUAUUUGUUGCCAGGUAUGGUCUUGGUGUGCAUAACCUUAUUAAACAGGUGUUUGAAAGUCUUGAGUAUGGAAGGUUUUUCUUGCAAAUACACUAUUUAUCUCCCUGUUUCCAUCUAUUAUUAGAUGUGUUUGUAUAAUGUCUUGGAGAACAGAAAGUACCAGAAUAACCAGUUCCAAGGAUACCAUACAUGGCUUGGUAAAUCUGAAUUAUUAACACUUUUUUGCAGUGCUUAUCUGGAAAACUGCAAUAUAAUUACUAUUCAUGAGAGAUGCCAGGGAUAUAAAACACAAAGCCAGAAAAGUAAUAUUAUCCAUCUGUAAACAUUAAGUGACCAAAGUUGGCCUUAGCCACUGGCUUUGUUGACUGGCAGUCUUUCAGUCAAAACAAGGCUACAGAUUUAAGCAAAACACAUGACCUUGGGAAAAAAGCUUAAUUUAAUUAUUGGCUCAUUGUGUAGUGAAAAAAGGAAGAACCAAAGAGUCAGGAUUUAUUGGUUUCUGUAGCACCUAGGAAGCCAAAUUAGCUACUUAAAUGGAAACUAAAGUUGUUUUCCUGGUACUAUUGCUUCCUAUGGUGCUCCCCUCCAUUGUUGUCCUGCCCUCCUUCUGUCACCUGAUUCCAGCGUUGUGGGCUGUGGAUCAGGCUCUUCCCCAAUAGGAAAGCAUGUAUGAUGCUUUCCUAAAGGGUUUUACAUGAUGCUGGAUGUCCUUUGCUAUUCUAUGAUGGUCAUGUUCCAAAAUUGCUAUCUUCUGGACCUAAAGUGACCCUGUAUUCACCAGAACAUCUACAACUUAAUGUAGUUGUUCUGGUGUCUAAAAAGCCUGCAGGGAAUAGGCAGUUAUGUAAACACUGCCUUUGAGACAAGAUGGCUACAUAACCUCCAACAUAAGUCUGUCGCUAUUAAGUCAUAUAGUAUUUUAUGAUCAGGGCUAGUUGCAAGAAAAAAUGUGAGGCCACUUUAUUUUCUUAGAAACCAUUUUAAUGCUAAUUUUGGCAAAUGCAGACAAUUGGAAAACUUUCGAUGAAAGUGCAUUGAGAGUAGUGGAUGCAGGGGAGGUAUAGGUGGGGGAUAGGGUAUGAAGUGGGUGCAUUGGUGAUAGGGGCCAUGGACCCAGGGGGUUGAGACUCUUGGAGGCACAAUCAUUGUUUUUAUAAUCUGUAUUGGUAUCUGGCAUGCCGCUUUACCCAUUCCCCAACCCCCUUCCAAUGUAGCAUGCAAAGGCACCACUUGUUGCUGGCGGCCAUGUCAUAUCCCUUCUCCCUGUAUACCACGUGGCAUAGGAUGGAACUUGCUGAGCCUCAACUUAUCUGCAUUGUGUGAGAAAGUUGUCAGUGUUUGACUUGAGCAAGGAGAAAGUUGUAAAUCUGAGGAAGGGGAACUAAUUGUAUAUAGGGCUUAAGUAUGAAUCUGUGUGUAUUACUGUGUACAUGUAUAUCGGUGUCUGUUUAACUCUGUGCCUGGAUGUUUCUAUGCUAGUAAGUCUGUAUCCCAACUUCUCCUUCUUUCUAUCUUUCUACUCCCGGCAGUCGGUGAUGUCUCUCCACAGGUUGCUACUCCAUUUUAAGUCUUCUUGAACUCAAUGCUGCCUUUGACACUUUUGAUCAUGCCCUUUUUUUCCAAACUCUUCAAUCCCUUCCUGUCUGUGACACUGUCCUCUUGUUGUUCUCAUCCUAGAACUCCCAAUGGUCAUUCAGUGUCUCCUUUUCUAAUGACACCACCUCUCCUUGUCCUGUCUUGGUCGGAGUUCCCCUAGGAUCUGUUCUUGGUCCCCUUUUGUUUUCUCUUUUCACUGCUUCUCUUGGCAAGCGUAUUAAUUCCUUUGGAUUCCACUACCAUCUAUAUGCCGAUGACCCCCAGAUAUAUUUCUCCUCCCCUGAUCUCUCCCCCACUUUCCUAGAAUGCAUCACUGUAUGCCUUUCUUCCAACUCUGAUUGGAUGUCCUCCUGGUUUCUGAAACUCAAUCUCUCUAAAACUAAGCUUAAUAUUUUUCUUCCUCAUAAUCCUCCAUGGUCUUCCUCUUUCACUCUCCCUGCAAGUUGAUGAUCCCUGCAUUAUCCUAUACUUGCAAGAUCGCGGUCUUGGUGUUAUGUUUGAUUCUGGCCUCACCAUUACACCUCAUGUCCAGACUCUUGAUACAUCCUGCCGAUUCCACCUUAAAAACAUUGCCCAUGCCCUCCCCUUUCUUACUCAAGAUGCUGCUAAGCAGCUUGUUUAUGCUCUAGUAAUUUCUCUCAUUGAUUACUUUAAUUCCCUCAUAAUUGGUCUCCCCAGAGACUGCAUGGCCUUGCUACUGUCUGUAUGAAUGCUACCGCAAGGCUGAUUUUUCUCUUCUGUUGCUCCUCUCACACCUCGCCCCUCUGUCAAUCCUUAUAUUGGCUUCUUGUACCCUAUAGGAGUCAUUUCAAAAUGCUAACCCUUACCUACAAAGCUCUAAACAAUUCUAGCCCUGUUAUAUUUCUUCAAGUCGUAGGUAUGCCCCUUCUUGUUCUCUCUGCUCUGCUGGUGACCACCUCCUGUCUGCUGCUUCAAUAGAAAUUGUCACUUUUACAAAUGAAUCUUGUUACACCCACCUGGCUGUCAGUCAGACAACCGGUCCUAUUACUUACCUCUGUCUUAGCUCUGUGGAUCUAAACUCAAGAGGCUGGCAAUUGUCCAGACCACUUGUGAAAUGUAAAGGAAGCUUGGAUGAUUUCACGGUGACCGUUUACCUGUCUUAAUCUGAAGGCAACACAUGAUUUACUAUCCCGUUAAUGUCCUCUUAGAAAUGACAUAGUGACAUUUUAUAGGUAAUGACCAUUGCAUUACAUUACAUUGCAUUGGAAAAAUUGCUAGUAAUUAUCUAGUGUAAAUAUUAUUAUAUUCAUGUUAUUUUUACUUUGUCAAAUAUGGUGUCCAUAGACACCCAAGUGAUGCAGGUGCAGACACACACAUUUUUUUUUUUUUUUUUAGUGCCUUUGAGUCUCUCUGUGAUGCAUCAUGCAAGUGGUAUUACUUCCAUGUUGACUUUUAUUAGAUUGUGAUUUCUUCACUUUCACCCUGCAAAGUUUCUUGUUGGUGCUAUAGCUGGCACAUUUUACUAGCAUAGCACAAACAACUCGCCCAUUCUCUUCUCUCCUUUCCUUCCAGGUGAGGAGAUUCGAGACCUGGUGCUGAGACCAGAUUCACUACUGCAUCUCUCCUCUGACCCGCCGUCUUAUAUGGACCGGCUGGCAUGCAGCCUUACUAAACGCAAGCGCUCCACACCUCAGAAAUUUAUGGGUAAGAGCACAUGUACAUGUGUAUUGGAGGGGAGCAGUAGUGAUAAUGUAAAGCUUGUAUGUCACAAUAUUAAAAUUAGUAUUCUGUCUGUCAUGGUGCUUAGAGCACCUACAGUUCUUCUAUACGUUUAUAUCUUGUGCUGUGCAGCUACAGCAAUUUAUUUUUUAGACAUUUAUAAGAGACAUUGUACCUUCAGUUAAAUUCAGCUGAAAACACUUUGAUAUAGAAUAUCAUUAUAUGGUCAUGCUUUAUAAUGUAAUAAAUUACAUGUAGCCAAUUAUAGCAUUUUUUUUUUUUUUUUGUAUAAUUUCUUCCAAAAUACCUGUCUAGGUACUUCAUAAGAUCUCCCUGGUUUCCUUUACUCUUGUGGGUGGCAUGGAGUCUGGUAGUGGGCUUGUUAACCUUUAUGAUAAUUUUUGAUACUGAUAUGCAGCAAACAAAAUAAGUCACUGCACACAGCAUCUCGAUGAACCUCCCAGCGCUCAGUGCCAAGGGGACCUCAAACCCCAUGUCUUAUACAAACAACCACUUUAGGUCGGACUUCAACAGAUCUUGAAGCAGAUUUUUCACAAAAUCAUAAAGUUUCAGCCAAUGUUUCAUGCUUAAAUAAAGAUCUUUAAUUCAUAAUCUGUUGAAACCUGAUCUAUACUGUUUUUUUGUUUUUGAACAUAGAUAAUAUUUUAGAAACCUUUCUUAUAAACAGCCCUAAAUGUAUAGCAGAGACAUUUUUGUCUUAUGUUUAUUUUCUUUUUUUUUUUCUUUGUACUGCAGAUCAAGACAGACAGGUCAUAGAAACUUUUAGUUUAAGGUUCACUUCUAACAUAAAUUAACAGUUUGUGCCCCCCACAAGUAACAUUUGAGACAUACCAGUUAAUGAGUACUGUAAAAUGUGCUUUUUAUCUGAUUGAUUUUCAGUCUAAGUAACACAUUCCAUUUUAUUUAGGAGAGAAACAGAUGCGGAUGAGUCUGAAUGACCUCCCGUAUGACAUGAACUCGAGUUUCGAUAAAGAUGUAGAAAUGGUGCCCCAUCACCCUCUGGAUCCUGCCUAUGGCAACGCAUUGGCUUUUGUGGGAGGACCUAUGCGCUUACCACCAUCAAACUGUAUCUCAGAGAUCACUCCGGUUAUUAGCUCAGUGUACACCCAACUACAGCCCAUGCAAGGAAGGCCAGACAUGCCAGGAAAUCGGGAAGCAGCAGAGGGUCAUGAGGACCUACCUGAUGGAACACAAAUUCAUUACAGAGGACGAAGUGAGCAUGGGGCUUCCCCUACAAAUGGCUGCCAGGACUCCACAACAGACACUGAAAGCAACCAUGAGGAGAGGGGAUCCCAGGCUACCAGCAGCCGGCAGAGCCCGGCCUACGCCAAAGAGGACCAGAGACCACCUGAGGCAGGGGUAGUACACCACUCCCGCUCAUUGCCUGGCACUGCCAAAGAAACCCUGCGAGUGCUGGGAGAGGAUGGGGAGCAAGUGAAAGCAUUUAAGUGUGAGCACUGUCGGGUACUCUUCCUGGACCAUGUAAUGUUUACAAUCCACAUGGGUUGCCAUGGCUUCAGAGACCCUUUCGAGUGCAAUAUCUGUGGCUAUCAUAGCCAGGACCGGUACGAGUUUUCAUCACAUAUUGUGAGAGGGGAGCACAAGGUUUAACAGAGGGAACGGGGUGGAGCAAGGGAAACUGCACUCACCCCAUAGGGCACAGAUGCACAGUCUUGCCUAGUGGCAGACACCAAUUUAUGGCUAGGCCUUUCUAAGCGUGGCCCCUUUAAAAGGUUUUAGUCUUUUGUUGGUUUUAUUUUUGACUUUUUAAAAGUAAAAAAAAAAUUAUUUGACAUAAUGGGUGGGUAAUUAAAAUUAAAGCACCUUUACAUGUUUUGUUUUCUUAUUUCACUACUGUAAUCCACAUGUUAUGUGUUUGAAAUUGCAAAUAAUGAUGUAUUUUUUCUCAAAUACCGUACCUAAGAGUUACAUAUGACAGAACCAUUAACCCAUCUAGAGUGACAUUUCUACUUCAUAUGGCAUAUUAACAGAAAUAGGGAAUGAAGUAAUUUUACAUUUAAAAAAAAAAAUUUUUUUUUUUUUUUUAAAGGGGUCAAGGCACUACUGGAUUAAUGGUCAUGUGAGCUUGUUAGACGAAUAUACAAAUUGCUGGUUAUCUAGCCUCACUUUGGUUCAUGCACUUAAAGUGCCUUGUUGCCUGUUGGGGUACACUGUCACCAAGAGAGUACAGUGUUAAAAGUAAAAGUCUUUACCUUUGCUGCCAGAUGGGAAGUCGUUAGCUAGAUUAUCAAAGUUAUUAGUUCCCUUGUCUAGGUCUUUAUUUUUUAAAGGAUGGUCUCCCAGUCUUCUAAAUACGCACAUAGCUCCACAACUAUCUCCAGCAAGGGACUUGGGGAGUAGCAGGACUGGUCUAUCCCUUGAAAGUGGUUAAGUGAUAUCGCCGGUUUUCUCCGCACUUUUGGGAAGUGAGGAUAUAAAACUGUACUUGCCACUCAAAUCUCUAAAGCACUCUCUCUUUUACUUCCUUGCCCAACAAUGUGUUCUUCUUUGCACUGACAGAUUGACAACAGACUAAUGAACGUGAAUUAGUUGCAUAUUGAAAGAUAAACUGCUACCAAGAAGAAGUCCCUAGAGGGUUAAAAAAAAAAAAAAGCAAGCAAACUAAAAAAUAAAAUAAAAAUAAAUCUAUUUAAAUAUUGUUAACUGUGCAGCUGAAUAUUUUCCCCCCUUAGAUAUUUUUUUUUCUCCCCUUGCUGCUGGAUGGGCCUACCAUUCGUUGCAGUGCAGUGAGUUUUAAUGCUGCAGAUUAUGUUGCAGUUAAGGGGUUAAAAUAUUAACGCUCUUGUAAUUAUUUUUGUCAAUAUUUUCUGAAUAUUUUGUAUAUCCCUUAAUUUGUCCACUUACAUCAUCCUGUCUUAAGCGUCAGUUCUUCGAUCUUGUUACAGAGAGACACAUGCACACAUAGCCUGGUCAUAAGAAGUAAGCCUUUUUUACUUUAAUGCUAAAUACUUGCUGUGAGAUUAAUAGGGGUAACACUUGUGUCCAUGUUAUGAUCAAUUAAUGUAAAAACAAUCUCAGAUGGGUUUUACACCUUUUUUGUUAGUGACACAAUAAGCAGUUAUGUUUUGAGCAUUACUGCUCAUGUUUGUGUGCCUUGAAUGCAAUGCAACUUUGCAUUCGUUGGGUAACUUUCUUUAAAUUACACAAUGUCUCUCCAUGUCCAAAGGAGGAGGACCAUGUUGCUCAUUCCUUGGUGCUGAAAAUGGAAGCACAUCUUGUGGUCUUCUGAAAGUUUUAACUUAGAGACACCCCAAGCACUCUAACCACUAGUUUAUUGCAGCGAUGAUGGUGUAAGGAGGCUACGUGUAUAAUCCAAUUCAGUUUUUGUUCAUUCCAUUUCCAAGAUGUUUGUAAAGGUUUGGAGUGUGUAAUCUUAGGGAGCUGGAAAUCUAGUGCUUGCAAAUGGUUUGAUAGUAACUGGGGGGUGGGGAGUACAUUACUAGUGUCAUAACACCAACAGCACUAUGGCAAGCUGUAAUGAUUAUAAUGCUUGGCAUGUCCAUUUAAUAUAAAGACUGAAUUCAGAUACAGUAUUUGUAUGUUCAUUAUUAUUACCCAGUAAAAUCUGCGACGGAUUGCAUACAACAGAUGAUGUACCUUUGCAAAACAAGAGCCAAAAAAAGUAUAAUGCCUAUCUACCACCUUGCUAGAAACCUAAUCUGUGGAGAGCAUUAUUUUCUUUGGAAGAUUUUCCUGACAACUAGAGCCACAUGUCAGUUAUAUUAAGAAUGAAGAAAUCCUGAUAAUAUAACUAGAAGCAAAGAGUUUAGUGAUCUCAAAUAACAAGACUGUGACGACAGCCAGCACGAGAAAUUAGUAGGCUCUAUAUUAACUUCAUGAUAAUGAAAAUUGGAAAUAGCUUUAUUUGAAAGUUCAACUUUUCUUAUGUGGGGUACUUCAUUUGAAUUAUACUGUUGCUUUAAUUAUGCAUUCACUAUAGUAAUUACAAAAUGAGACAAAGUAUUUUUAUUAAUUAUUUAAAUCUUGUGGUAACUCAGAAAUUCCCAUAUUUUUCUGCAGCUUCGAUCAGCAGUUUUAUUUUUAUUUUUUCCAUGAAUGGUACAAUGUCCGUGACAGGGAGGUUGAUUGAGAGAAUACUGCUAGUUUCCAUGUGGAUUACUCCUUAUUUAGUACUUUACCUCAGAAGAGGGACCUGUGUUUGCCUUGAUAAAUUACCCCCCCUAUCCACAUCAUAAAGGUGAGGGGUUCCUUUUCACCUCACGUGCAGCAUUGUUAUUGCAUGUAGAUACUUUGUACUGAUUACAAUUACAUCACUUAACCAAGAUAGAAACAAAAUGUUGCUACCCUUGUAUUUACUGAACCAAUAAUGACACUGUGACAGUCCUCAACUCUUCAUAAUGAUGGAAGGGAAUCUGGGCAAUAAAUGUUCCAUGCCAUUGCUCGCUUGUCCAUUACAGGGAAAAGUACUCUAGCAAGUGGCUAUAAAGACUCCCAUUAAUUUCACAUGUUUACAUUAGUUUGGUAUGAAUCUCAGAUUACAUAUCAGUGAAAAUAAAUAUUUGCCACAUUUUCUUAUGAUGGUGCGUCAAACUUCCCCAGAAGUAGAAUUUAGCAAUGACUCUUGCACUGGUCCUCUAAACAGUUAUGUUCCUAUUUUCUAGAAUUAAUUUUUAAAAAGCAUGUGACAUCCUUACUUCCAACCACUGUGUACUAAAUAAAAAUGCCAAUCAGUGUUUCGUGUGGAAACACAAAUGUAUACCAAAUGCAUCAACUGAUAAAGGCCAUUUAAAACUUCAUUAUUUUCCCCAAUGCUUUUAAAGGGGCAUGUUAAGCACCAUAACCGCUACAUCCUGCUGUAGUGGUUCUGAUGCAAGCAGUUUCACAGUGUAACAUUUAAGAUUCAAUCUGUUUGACAUCUACCUGGGUCCCAUGUGUGGCACCUUCUUCACUGAUAUUGCUUAAGCGAACGUUCCUACUAAUGAAUUAGCAAUAUCAACUCUGUUUUAUCUUUAGACAGAAUUCUAGUGCUAGCUGACACUCUUCAGUCAAUGUGUUCUUCCCAAAUUUGGAUAAAAUUGAUAUUGCUGAAGUUGAAGAGAGGCUGGAAUGUGGCACCCAUGGAAUCCAGGUAAAUAUCAAACUGUGCAAAAAUGUUUGCCUCUUAAUGCCCUCAAGUCACCAUAACCACUAACAGUGUGCUGUAGUUGUUAUGAUGCUUAGCGUGCCAAAUAAAAAAAUAUAUUCUAAUAUACAAUGGGAUAUGUGGCACAUAUCCUCUACUUAUUAACCUAGUGCUAAUGUAAGAAAAUAACCCACAGGGUUCAUCUGGGCUACAUUUCUAAUAAUGCUUUUAUAGUUCUGAGUACUACUGGUGAGCCUACUAAUCAGUUAUACUGGUAUGCUCCAGGACACAGUGCCCGUGUAAGAAUUAUUUUACUCUUGCACUACACUGCAUUAAUUUUGCAAAUACAACCAUAUAUAAUUCUUGUAAGGUAGUUCAUAUUCCAGAAAAUAAUGUGCUUGGAGCUAUUAUGCUCUCUGUCAGAGUAAGUGGUAAUAAGGCCAGGCAUGGUAUUGCAAGUUCUAGAAGGUGACUGCAUAAACCACCCGUCUCCAGCACAAAACCGUCACCUUUAGAAAAGUCUUACAAGGCUAAAGCCCCUCCUUCCCCCUUAAUUGUAUGACUAGAGAGCUUUUAAAAAGCACUACAAUAGGAAAUGACUGAUAUAUUUGCAAAUAACCAAAAACAUGCAAUGCUUUAAUAACACACAUUUAACACUAUUUGAUUUCCAUUUCACUUUUCUCAAAGAUUUAGCUUUGUGGUGCUUUCUCCUUAGUAGCUCAUGUAAAAGAACCUUUUCCUAUUGUUUUGCUUGAAUCCCCAGCAGCAAAACCAGGGUUCAAACAACACUCAAUGAUAGCAUGUACCAUUCUACCAUGAAUUUGAAACCAAAGGCCGUUUCAUUUAUUUCUUUUAUACAACACAAAACACCUCAAAAUUACAAAUAUUCUUUUGUUAAUCAAUAUGGGACUAUAUAUUAGGACAAAAUGAAAUAAUUGCAGUAAAGGCUACAUCCCUGUGAACAAUCUUUCCCAUUCUCAUGCUGCUCUAGAUGCUUUUGAAGUGGCCCUUAUUCUUUUAGGCUUUAACCAUACAACUGAAUUAGCCUGUGAGUGGUUACAAAACCAGCUAUUCGGACACCAUUAACUUAUUCUUCUAACACAGUAGUUUUCAACAUCUAUCAGGACUUUCUGUAAAAAAAUUUUUGUACUUUAUACAUUCAAGACUUUUCCCACAACUCUAAACCUAUUACCUAAUACAAAAAAAAGUUUUAUUUAUAAGGAAAUAUACUACAACUUCUUCAUUUAUGUACAUACUUCCCCGUCAGAAGCCUUUACAGUAGCUCAAAGAAAAGAUCUUUUUUUUUUUUUUUUUUAAAGAACAGAACAAACCUGCCCAAUUGACUAUUGAAUAUACCUUCAACAUCUUGUUAGAGACAUUGCAGACCAGUUAAAGACUGUACACUACCUGGGGUGUAUGUAUUCUGCCAAUUUAGCGUUGUGCCUAUAGAGAGUUACCACUGAAGCCCUUAGUAGCCUGGCAUUUUUACUGACCGCUUUGUUUAUAUUGUUCUUUUCUUGACUUUAUACUACCUGGCUCUUAAAGUUCUGCGAAAUAAUUCUAAGCUAGGCUCACACAAUCCCAGUUUAGAGAAUUGACCUCUAAUACACGAUCAAACUGCAAAUAUUUUUGUCAAUAAUAUAUUAUGACAAUAAAUUAUAUUAUUAAUAUAGGAUAUAUUAUCAAGAUGAUUUGAUUGGGUUCUAUUAUAGAAAUGUGUCUUCCCAUACUGAUCAAUUAGUGUUCAAAAGGCAAUUAAAACUGAAAAUGCAUUCAACUGGGUUAUAAUUCAUGUAAACGUCUAUCUAAUGAGUGUGCUGUGGCAGCAUGUAUUUUUGAAUAUUAGAAAAAAAACACUGCCAUUUAACAACAGAUGUAAGAGUUGAGAUGUAAGACUUAUAAGAACAGUAGCUAUCGUGGAGGGAUCUGUACGUGUAAAAUAAAAAAAAUGCUAAUUCACCACAAAAUCCACAAUCAGAACAAGUCUAACAAAAAGUAUUCUACUUCUAUUUUAUCAAUGCAAAGUAUUGAGGGUUUUUUUUUUUUUUUCUUCAUCAGUUUAAAACUUUAGUCUUAAAGCAUUUCUGUCGUGCUUUGUUCUGUUAUUGGCUCAAUAGUUAAGAAAUCUCCUUUACGUUACAGUCCUCCUUUCUCAAUUCCGUGAAAUUGUACCUUCCAUUUACCCCUCUCUACCUCUUGCAACUCUCUCUGCAAAUUCCAUUUUAGCUGCCCUUUUGCUGUCAAGCAAGUUACACCGCAGUGGCCAUCACAAAACUAGGCACAAAGUAUUGUCUACAUUAUACGCAACACCUAUAAAAGGAGAUUCACGUGGGGAAAGCCACGAUAAACAAAACCAGAUUAUAGUAAAGAAUUGUAUAUGUUUAAAACAAAACAUUACAGAGAUGCUUUAAUUUAAAUGUUUAUAUACUGUUAAGACUGAAGAGCUACAGGCUGUGUUAGGUCUUUCUAUGGUGUCCUUAGUUGGGGGGAGUUAAAUAUUUUGUUACCUUCCCCCCUCACAUUUCAGUAACUGUAGUUUUUAGCAGGUCAACACAUGCAGUCAUUUAUCAAUAUCAUAAAAGCCUGCACUGUUCGAUAAAUUAUGUAGAUAGUGUCUGCAUUUAAAAAAAACAUCUUUUGCUUUAGCAAACAUUUCACAUGCAGUUUUAAAUCCUUGAAAACCCACCAAGACUUACCCAGUAAACUGUGAUACUGUUACACACAUCAAACAGACAGGCCAUGAUUUUGUACACUUUAAGAGGAAUAGAGUUAUCAAGCAAUGUGGACACUUAAAAAGGGUUUUUAAAAAGUCAGCAUUUUGUAUCUAAAUCUAUUAAUAUUUUCUCUUUUUAAAAAGCCCAAGAAAUUAUCCAUGGUGUUCGUUCCUUGUUUCUAACAUUUCAACAGAAAAGUGCAAUAUUUCUAAUUUCCCAUGUUAUUAUAAGUAUUUUCCUGGGUUCUGUUAGAUUUUGUUAGUGUUACCACCCUCUUUGUGAGGUUAAACUUGCUUUUAAAUCUUGCUGCAAAGCUUUUUUUUGUAUCUGUAACAUAGUGUAAGUAAACAUUUGUGUAAUGGAGAUAAUGUAUGUUUUGUAUUGUUCUGGCUGAAGAUCUGUUAUAAAUAAAAUCGGAGUCAUUUAUCAUGUUUGUUUAUUUUUUCUUCUAAAUUCUAAAUAGAUAUACUGCCCCUAAUCUACUUCCAAUGACUACCACAAGAUGGCAGUAAGCGAAAUAUUGUUUAUGAACUGAUGGACAUAACUUUAUUUAGGAUGCAGAAGUGUUUUCAAAGCGGCAUUUUAUUUCUGAUC
Pelobates cultripes (western spadefoot toad) is the source of this 36343-nucleotide messenger RNA. Lineage: Eukaryota; Metazoa; Chordata; Amphibia; Anura; Pelobatidae. The record is from the annotation of a GenBank genome assembly.